Fusarium oxysporum Fo47 is the source of this 756-nucleotide messenger RNA. RefSeq lists its product as uncharacterized. The transcript is spliced from 4 exons. The record is from RefSeq and is a predicted model, not a curated record. NCBI's taxonomy places the organism in Eukaryota, Fungi, Ascomycota, Sordariomycetes, Hypocreales, Nectriaceae. The coding region runs from base 1 to 756 and encodes 251 amino acids.
AUGUCACUUAUCACGGACAUGCCCCGUCCCUGUGCCAACUCGCGGUCGACUCCGCCACCUAGCCCUGGUGCCUCUACGAUCUCAGACUCGAGCUCGCUCGAGGUUGAAUACGCAGAAAUGGCGUUUGCUGCACGGUUUAUCACUGCUGUUGAGACGCUUGUGGAAAACAAGCUAUCCAAGAAUGCUUGGAAAUCACAUUUUCUGUGGCUUUCAUCGAGUGCAGUGUAUUCGCCAUUUGUCAUCAAUUAUUGGGUCUUGGAUCUUCGCUGGAUAUUAAAAAUUGACCAAUCACUGGACCCAACAUUUCAAUCCGCCAUGAUAACCAAGGAACUCGCCCCAAAUGGAUGGACGGCCGUCCCGGUCGACGCGGGUAAAAUCUUUCAGAAUGGACCUUACACCAAUGAACCCGACUACGUCGAUGUCAAUAGCAUCGAGUUUCCAUCGAAUGAUCCUAUUGUCAGUAAAACUCAGCAAUAUGCCAAAGUCCAUCUGUUGAAACAGACUUAUCAUCAUUCAAUGAGGGUCUACUACUGGGAAGAGAACAUCACUUCCACUCGCCUCUCGUUUGAGUUCCAGGGUGGUAUUCAAGCCCUUGAUCUUUUAAACAGCUAUGGUUCCACCAAAGAUCAAGCUGAGGCUGUCUGCGAGACUAUUAUCCGGCACCAGGAUUUUGGUACUGAGGGCAACAUCACAUUUUUGGACCAGUUAAUCCAGCUAGCCACGAUCUAUGAUUUUGGCAUGCACCACAUAAAGUAG